Molecule: messenger RNA, 1041 nt
Organism: Parnassius apollo (apollo)
Lineage: Eukaryota; Metazoa; Arthropoda; Insecta; Lepidoptera; Papilionidae
Source: the annotation of a GenBank genome assembly
AUGACAUCAACAGUUCCACUUAUUGUAAGAUUAUUAGCUUCGUCCGUGUCAGUUGCGAACAGAGCUGGAAAAAUAAUCAGAGAUGUUAUGAGUAAAGGAGAACUUGGUAUUGUUGAAAAGGGAAAAGACGACCUUCAAACAGAGGCAGAUAGAUCUGCGCAGCGAUGUAUUAUUGCAUCACUUUCUGCACAGUUUCCCAAAGUGAAUAUCAUUGGUGAAGAAGAUAAUCCUGAUACUGAGGAUGAGAUUCCCAGUGAUUGGAUUGUUAUAGACACAGAUAAGGAUAUAUUAAAUAUAGGAUGCCCUUCCAAUCUUCAAGGUGUAAAGGAGGAGGACAUUGUGGUGUGGGUGGACCCAUUAGAUGGAACUUCUGAAUAUACUCAAGGUGCCCUAAUGUUGAAGAGAGAUCCUUGGGAAAGAUGGAAAAUGUACUUGACACAUCCCUUUAUUAGUAUCAAAUGGUAUUUAAGUUUACUGCAAUCAAACUAUGGUUUCCUGGAACAUGUGACUGUCCUAAUUGGUAUUGCUGUGAAUGAGAAGCCAGUAGCUGGAGUCAUACACCAACCUUACUAUAAAACUCUUAUUGGCGGAGAAAAAAAAAUUGGCCGUACCAUUUGGGGCAUACAAGAAGUGGGUGUUGGAGGAUUCACACCAGCACCCCCUCCUGAUGCUUUGGUUAUCACCACUACACGGAGUCAUUCUAACCCAAUGGUAGAGAAAGCAUUGCAAGUUAUGAAUGCAAAUCAAAUAUUAAGAGUUGGUGGUGCAGGUUACAAGGUUUUACAAUUACUUGAAGGUGUUGCAUCAAUAUAUGUAUUUGCAAGUGGAGGUUGUAAAAAGUGGGACACUUGUGCACCUGAAGCUAUACUUUCGGCUGCAGGAGGAAAAUUAACCGACAUUUUGGGUAACUACUACAAGUACGGGGCAUCAGAAUCACGUCCAAACAAAACCGGAGUGCUAGCUGCAGUCAAUAAUGACCUUCAUAGUUAUGCAUUGAACAGAAUACCUGAAGAACUAAAAGAUACUCUGUCAAAAAAGUAA